AUGGCGUCAACUACUGCUUUUCCGGAGGAUGAGGGUAGGACUGACUACGCGCAAGUGAUGCGCGGCUUGGUGGCCCGAGCUUUUGCCAGCAUACCGACGUCCCUUCGGAGGAAGUUGCUGGAAGCCGACGUCCGGCCGGAGUGCACGGCGGGACUCUUGCGGACUCUGCGCGGCUUCCAGAACCUCGACCCGUGGGCGCUGAAAUUGUUCGACGCGUCUGGCAAGUACCCCACGGGCCUGUUCGGGGGCACCCGUGCGGAUAUGGGAGCAUUCGACGAGUGCCUCAGCAUCGUACUACGCGACGGCUAUGGCAACAUGCUGUCGCGAGGGCAGUAUUGCAACCUGAUGGUAUACGUCACGAACGGCUCAGCCAUGGAGGAGAUGGUUCAGUCAUUCUCGGAUGUGUUGCACCCAAGGCUACUAUAUUUCAGGAACUAUUUUUCCUACACGAAGCUUCCUCUUGGUCGCCUGGCAGUGUGCUCUUUAAACGACUGCAACCAACAAGACAUGCAAGCCUUAGUGGCCAUCGGUGCUGUGUUCGCAUUCAUCGCGGCCUUUUCGGCGACGUCCAACACCGGCAUGCUGCUCAAGGUUGCCGACAAGAAUAAGCCAGACCACUACGCCCUGCAGUUUCUGCACGGCAUGCGCUUUUACGGCAUCGUCCACGUAGCCCUCGGCCACUGCGGCUCGGUAGUGUCGGACACGUGGUCUGGGCUCCUGAACGUGUUCCUCCUAUCAGACAGGUGGUCAUUUAUGAUCAUAACCGCUGGGUUCAGCAGCGUCGACACGUUCUUCUUUCUGAGGACUUGCAUUCCACUGUUUUUCAUCAUCAUGUGCCUGUACGCGCUUCAGCCCUUCGUCACGGGUCCGAACACGAAGGCGUUCUUCCAAGACCUGCACAAGGAGGUCGCCUCUCAUUGGUGGCACUUGCUUCUACAGAUCCGAAAUUUCGAUAGAAUCAGCGAACGUGAUGUCAUACCACACAUGUGGUACCUGUCGACGGAUUUCCAGCUAUUCGUCGUCUCUCUUGUUACACUGCUGAUAUUCAAACGCAUCAUGGUGCGAACUCUCAACGAAUACUACAUCCAGCCCUACUAUCACGCCGUGUGCUACUUCGGCGGCUGCAUGACGUACCUCGUCUUAGAUGACUUCAAGGAGCGGAAGAUAUCCAAGGUACCACUUAACUGA
Molecule: messenger RNA, 1188 nt
Organism: Dermacentor andersoni
Lineage: Eukaryota; Metazoa; Arthropoda; Arachnida; Ixodida; Ixodidae
Source: RefSeq, a predicted model, not a curated record